Messenger RNA from Aethina tumida (small hive beetle), 893 nucleotides. RefSeq lists its product as uncharacterized. The transcript is spliced from 4 exons. Lineage: Eukaryota; Metazoa; Arthropoda; Insecta; Coleoptera; Nitidulidae. The record is from RefSeq and is a predicted model, not a curated record. The coding region runs from base 331 to 762 and encodes 143 amino acids. Gene Ontology annotation, cellular component: membrane.
UCUUUUUGAUCUUGUUCAAAUACGCACGAGUAACAAUAAUACUUGAAAAGCACUAACCAGGUAACUGAUAAGCUGUUGUCGACAGCCCGAUAGUAGCUUAUUUGCAUUCAAAAAACUUCAGAAAUGCCAGCCAACACACGCGCCUAAUCAACGUAAAAACAAAGUGCGCAUAUUUGCCAUACAUUUCCAGCAAUUGUUUACCCACUGCUAAUUUUAAUAACCAUAAUACAAUUUUCAUCUGCGUGUUAAUUGAACACCAACAUGACACCGGCACGAUAAAAUAUCAAGAUAAUUGAUUCGAUUUGAUUUUGUUAAGUUCUUACUUGUAAAAUGAAGUUCAAACCCAAUGAAAGUGUUCUAAGAGUGGCCCUGAUAAUUUUUUGCGUCAUAUUUGGGGUGUUAAGUAUAUCCCUCAUAUCCUUAGGGGUGGUAUAUAUGGAUGACUUAUGGUGGCCUAGGCGAUAUGUUGGUCUAGAUUUCUUGGCCCUUCCAACGUUGGUAAUAAUUUUAGGUUCAAUUAGUUUCCUUAUGUCCAUCAUUGGGUGUUGGUAUGCGAAAACCUACAACAGAAAAUUUUUUAUUGGAUUUAUUUGUGUGUUGGUUGUUAUUUUGUGUUUGGAAUUAACAAUCAGUAUAAUAUCAUUUGAUAACAUGACUGGAAGUAAAGAAAAACACAUUCGAAAAAUUAUGGAAGAGGAGGCUGCGAAUAUGACCAACGGAUUUAAGGAGUUUAAAGAUCACGUAAGUUGGGUGUAUAAUUAACAUGACAACAGUGUCUCUGUAUAUGAAUAUAAUUUGAUGUAUUGUAAAUAGUGUGUAAUUAUAAUUUAUUGUAAAUAUUUAAAUGUGACUUCUUAUGAAUUAUUUGAUCUGCAAUAAAUGUGAUAUAAAAG